Molecule: messenger RNA, 933 nt
Organism: Clonostachys byssicola
Lineage: Eukaryota; Fungi; Ascomycota; Sordariomycetes; Hypocreales; Bionectriaceae
Source: the annotation of a GenBank genome assembly
AUGAGCGGCUUCGGAUCCAACGUCCCUGAAGGCACCCACGGCCACCACAACUCCCGCCUGGCCAACGCUGCUGACCCUCGCAUCGACUCCGAUAGGGAUCACCGUGCCGCCGCUGGCAACACAACUGGUCUUCAGUCUUCUGGCCUUCAGUCAUCUGGCUUUGAGUCUUCUGGCAUUCAGUCGUCUGGACUUGAGUCCUCCCGCCACACCACUGGCGUCCAUGAGCCAACCCACCAUGGAGUCGGAACCCAGGAGGGUGCCUUUGGCACAACCGGUGCCAACCGCGGUGUCAGCGGCCCCGCCUCCAAGACUGAUGGUCCUCACAGCAGCAACCUGCUGAACAAGGCCGACCCUCGCGUCGACUCUGACCGCGAUGCCAGCAAGAACUUGGGCCUGAACCCUCAGCGUGAUGCCACCACCGACACUAUCGGCGGUACCCAGCGCACCACCCACGGUGAUACCUUUGGUACCACUACCGGCCGCACCACUGCCGGCGACACUCUUGGCUCUACCACCCACGGCACUACCCACGGCACCACCCACGGCACCACCCAUGGUAACACUCUGGGCUCUUCUACCCACGGUACUACCCACGGCACCACCCAUGGCGAUACUCUGGGCUCUACCACCCACGGUCGCACCACUGGUGCUCCCGAGGGCACUCACGGACCUCACUCUUCCCGUGCUGCCAACGCUGCCGACCCCCGCGUCGACUCUGACCGUGACCACCGCGCUGCCCACGGCAAGACCACCGGCACCACUGGAACCACUGGUCUUGGUAGCUCCAACGUCCCCAACACCCGCUCCACCGGCCCUGCCCCCAACACUGCCGGCCCUCACAAGUCUGACCUGCUGAACAAGCUCGACCCCCGAGUUGACAGCGACCUCGACGGUAGCAAGACCGUCGGUGGUGACAAGACUCACUCCCACUAA